AUGAAGACUGAAAGGAAAAGGGAACCGACCGCAUCUUCACCUCCUGCAGUUUGCGCUGUUUCUGUCUGUCUGUCUCCUCUCUCUCUCUCUCUCUCUUUCUCUCUCUCUGUGUCUGUUUCUCUCUUUCUCUCUUUCUCUCUCCCUCUCUCUUUCUCUCUUCCUCUCUCUCUCUCCUUUGCAGGGAACAAGUGCGCAUCGCCUCCUUUUUCCCCCCUGGCUCCUGUUCUUGGACCCUCCUCAGCUCCUCAGUGGAUCCGCAGAGAACCGUGGGAAUUUUCUCAAACUCGAAGGACAAAACAGAAACUUGUUUGCAGCUGCUCGUCGGGCGUGAAGGAGCAGCGGGCAGAUUCCGUCGAGAACAUGUCCAAUUCAUUGGAGCGGGCUGUGGCCCAGAAGAAGGAGGCCAUCGAGGCAGUGAUGGACAUGUUUGAGCGGGGGGCAGAGGUGUUGGCGAGCGCCGUGGGCGAGCUCUUCCCCCUCUGUGAGGCCGCCGCCCCGGUUCUCCGCCUGGCCUUAGACAACGUCCACAGCAAAGAGGUCUUUUACGUCAAAGAGCAGUUCCUGACGGUGCGGAACAAGCUGGACGUGCUCUCCACGCAGCUGGAGGACAUAGACUGCGAGAUCAAGAAGGGGAGACUGGACUCUCAGUACUUCUCCGUGGAGGAGAACAUCAGGAACCAGUUCAGGAAAUACAUGGACAUCCUGGAGGCGAAACAGCAGUUCAGGGAAGUGAAGACGAGGCUGUUCCUGGAGCACUUUGCUAAAACAGGGGGAGAGAAGAACCUGUUUGUGUUAUAUGAUGCUCUAAUGGGCACUAACAGCUUUGGAGAAUCAGUGUUAGAGUUGGUGGAAAGAUAUGUGGCGAGGAACCGACGCCUCCUGGAAGACUUCUGUGUCUGCAUGAAGGAGCUCUUCUGUUUGGGCCUCAUCGCCCUGCUGGGCCACUGCGCCCUGACCCAAGGCCUAGAGGAAGAAGAGGACAAAAUCCAAGAGUGGAGCAGCAAAAUUGAAGAAGUCGAGUCCAGGAUGAAGACGACCAUCGAGGCCUGCACCGCUGCCUUCCCGGACCAAGCCAAAUUAGACGCCCAGCGACUCCUGCAGGAGAAGGAAGAAGUAAACCUGCAGGACACGACUCAGCAGAUUCUGCAGCUCUUGGUGAAAAAGUACGAUUGGGUCAGCUGGUCGGUGCGGCUCAUCAACCACUCAGGCAGCACCUACCGCAACUGGCGAGCAGGGGAGCACUUUCACCACGUGGCCGGACAGAACUGGUUCGAGGUGCUGCAGGUGAACAACAUCAACCUGGUGGUGUCGUACAGCGUCAAGCCGCAGCCGGUGCCCCGCGACUGCAUCCGGCAGGCGAUGGAGACUCAGGGGAAGAAGGGGAACGCCCCGGCGGUGGUGGAGGUGCUGGAGAAGCAGCUGUGUGGGUUUGUUGUUCACGCCGUGAGUCGCCACAAGGAGUCUGCAGCUGCGUGGAGCUUCCCAGAGGAUUGUCACUACUGGGAGAGACACAAGAAUGUGGCCGUGUGUGUGCACUCUGAGUAAAGCUGUUUGGCUGUUUAGCAUUUCAGAGCAGAGCCGUGUAUUCACAUUGAGAUAGUGCAGGUUUGUGUCGCUUGUCCAACUCUAGGACUGAGUUUAUCAUGAAAACUUGAAAAUACUAAAUCUCACAUUAUCAGUAUCAUUAUCAAUUUAUUUUGAUUUAGUUCAAAAUACAGUAUUCUCCUCUGAAACGUAUGUGGAGCAUAAAGUAAAACUAGAAGGUCACUCAGAGAGCACGUACGUCACUCAAGGCUCAACAGUCUCCUUAUGAAACCACAUUUAAAAAAACUAGAUCUGGAUUUUUAUUUAGAUCAGCACCAAAUUUCACACACACAUAAAUAUCAGUCCCCUUAAUAUGAAUGAUUAUUUUCUUAUUAUUCUCUAAAUUCAUUGGCCCCUAAAACUUCAUAUCAGUCGGGCUCGAGUAUUAAUUGGUACUGGUACUAUAGUAUCAGUAGUAUCAGCCAAUACAGUGUUUACAUAUAUUCAGCUUUGCAGUUCAAACUAUUUCAGAUCUUUUACUAAAUGCACUUUUACUCUCUGUCAGUGUUGUACCAAUUCUUUUUACAUUAGAUAUUUGAAUUAUGGACAUUUUUCCUGUAAAUGUAUUUAUUUAUUCAUGCUGCAGCUGUUUAAAUAUUAACUGCUCGCAUAUUAUAAACCGUGUCACUACGUGUGUGUACUUGUAGUUUUUGAGUUACUGACCAGUUCAACUAAAAGAGUUUCUGCACUAGCACUAUAUGUAAAAACAGGGCGUGUCUUUAUGCUUUUACUGCACCUCAGCAUCACAGUCAUAAUCCAGUCUCCCAUGAGACACUGCCUCAGCUCUGAAGAGAUGAUUUUUUUUUUUGCUGAGGCUGCAUCUGCAGAGCCGUGCUCCCAUUUUGUCUGUGCUCAGCAGACUGGCCUAUUUAACUGUGACAGGAAGCGCAGAGGUUACUUUUUCAGGCACGAGAAACAAAGAGGCUCCGAGUUCGGCAGCGGAGACGCGACAAUGUGCCUUGUGUUCCCCGACACACUCAGACCCGCUGAUGCUGGACCAAAGCUACUGAACCCCAGAGCCGCUGCUGCCUUCAGUUACCUCGUGGGUUGUGUUAGACUUUAGUGAUUUCAUCUGCAACAAUCUUCAUUUGUACAUUUUAUCUUUGUAACAUUAGGUGAUAAAUGAAGACUGCUGUGUUGUUUUACUCUUCCUUUAUUCAUUAUGUAUGUCCAAUUUUCUACCUAUGUGUGUGACACUUUUUCUUUCUUUAAUCUUUGCUCCCACUAAGUUUUUCCUGCAUAUUUCUACUGUGAUUUUUCUAGAAAUUUCAAAUCACGUAAUUUCUUUGUCGUUUAUCAAAACAAACGCAUCCACAGGAUUCUUUCUAAUCUACUGGUGCAUCAGGGCCAAACCAAUAGUGGAAAGGUUAGAUGUGAGUAUUGGUUUGACUCCUGACUGGCUGGACUGUUUACUGCAUGUCUAUCGCUCCAUUUCAUGUGUCUCCUUCUCUGUAACUAUCACAAUAAAGACAAAUAGACCCCA
Messenger RNA from Hippoglossus stenolepis (Pacific halibut), 3067 nucleotides. RefSeq lists its product as uncharacterized. Bases 1 to 1545 code for a protein of 514 amino acids. Lineage: Eukaryota; Metazoa; Chordata; Actinopteri; Pleuronectiformes; Pleuronectidae. The transcript has 3 exons. The record is from RefSeq and is a predicted model, not a curated record.